Molecule: messenger RNA, 4928 nt
Organism: Armigeres subalbatus
Lineage: Eukaryota; Metazoa; Arthropoda; Insecta; Diptera; Culicidae
Exons: 1
Coding region: 176-4726 (1516 amino acids)
Biological process (GO): DNA integration
Molecular function (GO): nucleic acid binding
Source: RefSeq, a predicted model, not a curated record
UCAUUUUACUGUAUUUAUGUUUCGCGUUACUACCCAUUAAAUGUCACGGUCACUGCGUCGCGCGAAGCGUAAAAGUGGCGACGAGGAUUUUGUGUUUUUCGCGUGAAGUGACAGAGUUAUCAAACAAAAGAAAAUUUUUCCACCCACGAGGAAGAGGCGCCGGUUGGACGCCAGUAUGGAUUCACCACCAGGGAGGAACAUAGCACCUCCAGCACUAAAUGGUACACAUCCGCUGCCACCGGGGCAUCAACUACCUCAUCCAGGAGAAAAUCAGCAACAUACGGCAAAUCCAGGAGCACAGUUUCUUCGCCCUCCUUUAUUGCAGCAAGGAACACAACCUCAAACUCAACAGCAGCAGCACAUGCCAUCCAUACAAGCCGAUCCGAUCAUGCAAAUCCUGCAACACCUACAGCAACAACAAUCAGCAAUCAAUCAUUUGUUGCACCAGCAGCAGGAAGCGUCGCAACGACAGCAGCAAGCAUUUCUACAACAACAGGAGCAGCUUAUUCACUCAACAAUUCGAGCGUUCCAGCAACCAGCAUCACAUCCGGAGCAAAUACUAGACUCUCUAGCAAGUAACAUAAUUGAGUUUCGUUAUGAGCCGGAUAAUGGGGUUACGUUUGCCGCUUGGUAUACGCGAUAUGAUAGCCUAUUUACAAAGGAUGCAGAGCGGUUGGACGACGAGGCGAAGGUGCGGCUAUUACUCAGAAAACUUGGUCCAUCGGAACACGAACGCUACGUGAGCUACAUCUUACCGAAGACUCCAAGGGAAGUGACGUUCGAAAGUACGGUGGUGAAGCUAAAAGGUUUAUUCGGAACAGCAGAGUCUCUCAUCAGUCGUCGAUAUCGUUGUCUCCAGGUUAUCAAGCAGCCGGGUGAAGAUUAUAAAACGUAUGCAUGCCGGCUCAAUCGACUUUGUGUCGAAUUCGAAUUAGCCAAGAUGGAUGAGGAGCAGUUCAAAUGUUUGUUAUUCGUAUGCGGUCUGAGAUCUGAAGGAGAUAGUGAAAUCCGGACGAGAUUAUUGACUCGCAUCGAAGAAAAUACAUCAGUGACGUUGGAACACAUUUCCGACGAGUGUCAAAGACUACUUUCGAUUAAGCAUGAUACAGCUAUGAUCGAAUCGUCAGCAUCCGUCAAAGCGCUUAAGCGUAAUAAUCCUUUCGCGAAGCAGCAGUUCAAGCAAGAGAAAGGUCAUCAUAAAUCGAAAUUCGGCAAAUCGGCUAGCGCUGGUCCAGCUACCCCCUGCUGGAAUUGUGGUGCCAUGCAUUAUGCAAAGGAUUGUACCUACGUCAAGCACAGGUGCAAUGAAUGCGGUCAAUAUGGUCACCGGGAAGGUUAUUGUUCAAGUGCAAGGAAGUCAAGCAACUCGGUGAAAAAGAAGAAGCACCAUUCGAUGACAACCAACACAGUUCUAGUGAGCAGCGUGAAGAAGCAGCGAAAAUUUGUAACAGUGCAGUUAGCUGGAAAUCCGGUCCAACUACAACUUGAUACAGCGUCCGACAUUAGUGUUGUUUCGGAACAGACGUGGAGAAGAAUCGGUCAACCUUCAUUAAAAAAAGUGACAAUCAAUGCAUCCACGGCGUCGGGGCACCCACUGCAGCUUGAGUCGGAGUUUUCAUGCGAAGUCACUUUCGGAGGUAUCAGUCGCAUAGGUCGUUUCUACGUCGUCAAGCAACCAUUGCAUUUAUUGGGAAUCAACCUAAUCGACACAUUCAACUUAUGGUCGGUUCCUAUGGAAAACUUUUGCAAUCAAAUCAGCUGUUUCAAACUCACCUCAGAAUCUCUUGGGCAAUUGUUUCCAUCCGUAUUUUCAAAUACACCGGGCCUGUGCACCAAAGCAAAGAUCCAUCUUACGCUGAAGACAGGUAAGACACCAGUGUUCCGUGCAAAGCGUCCAGUAGCGUAUGCAAUGUAUGACAGCGUAAACCAAGAGCUCGACCGAUUAGAACAUGCCAACAUCAUUACCCCGGUGGAGUACAGUGAGUGGGCUGCGCCAAUUGUUGUGGUUCGGAAGGCGAAUGGUGCUAUAAGAAUUUGUGGCGACUACUCGAGUGGUCUUAAUGAGGCUCUUCAACCGCACCAAUAUCCGCUACCUCUUCCACAAGACAUCUUCGCAAAAUUAGCAAAUUGCAAGGUGUUUAGUCAAAUUGACCUGUCAGAUGCAUUUCUGCAGGUCGAAGUGAGCGAGAACUCAAGGGAUCUGCUAACGAUCAAUACACAUCGGGGCCUAUAUCGCUACAACCGGUUGCCACCAGGAGUAAAAGCAGCACCGGGAGCAUUCCAGCAACUGGUCGAUACAAUGCUUACUGGUCUCAAACGCACCGCUGGCUACAUCGACGAUGUGAUAAUUGGAGGGACUGAUGAAGCGGAUCAUGAGAGGAAUUUAAAAGCCGUAUUGCAUCGCAUUCAGGAAUAUGGCUUCACGGUUAAGUUGGAAAAGUGCUCUUUUGGGCAGAAUCAAAUAAAAUAUGUGGGACAUCUUAUCGAUCAACAUGGGCUGCGCCCAGAUCCCGCCAAAAUUCAAGUGAUUCAAGCUCUACCACCACCAUCAGAUGUUUCCGGAGUCCGCUCAUUCCUCGGGGCGAUUAAUUAUUAUGGGAAAUAUGUCUCCGGAAUGCGAACGUUACGUUAUCCUCUCGACGAGUUACUGAAAGUUGGAAGAAAAUUCGAAUGGUCACCAGAAUGUCAGAAAUCAUUUGAUAAGUUUAAACAAAUUCUGUCUUCCGAUCUCCUGCUCACCCAUUACAAUCCGGAACUGCCUAUCAUCGUGUCGGCUGAUGCCUCUUCAGUAGGCGUUGGAGCUACAAUAAGCCACAAGAUGCCUGAUGGAGCUAUCAAGGUAGUACAACAUGCUUCCCGGGCACUCACACCGGCUGAAAAGCAAUACGGCCAACCGGACCGCGAAGGCCUUGCCAUCGUGUACGCUGUGACCAAGUUCCACCGAAUGUUGUACGGUCGCAGUUUUCUUCUUCAAACGGAUCAUGCUCCUCUUCUCCGAAUAUUCGGAUCCAAGACUGGAAUACCAGUGUAUACGGCGAAUAGAUUACAACGGUGGGCAUUGCAGCUAUUAUUGUACGAUUUCCGUAUAGAGUACGUCAGCACCGACAAAUUUGGGAAUGCGGAUAUUCUUUCACGCCUUAUAGCGCACCAUGCAAGACCAGAAGAAGAUUAUGUCAUAGCCAGUGUAAUACUUGAGAAAGAUUUGAGAUCAGUCGCCACAAAUACCAUCAAAUUUGUUCCUCUCAGCUUUAAAGCAGUUCAACAUGCGACCCAAAAAGAUCUGGUACUUAGAGAAGUGCGCCGGUUCUUGCUGCAUGGUUGGCCCAAAACCAGGUCAACUAUCGCCGAUCAUAAAGUCCAAAAGUUCUACGACCGACAGGAUUCAUUAUCGGUUGUCCACGAUUGCGUGAUGUUCGGAGAGCGCCUCGUCAUUCCGGAACAAUAUCGAGAACGUUGUCUUCAUCAGUUGCAUCGAGGACAUCCCGGAAUACAUCGAAUGAAAGCAAUAGCUCGCAGCUACGUAUAUUGGCCUUCGAUUGAUGCAGACAUCGCUGAAUUUGUGAAUGCUUGCAGGGAAUGUGCAUCCGUUGCGAAGAGCCCUCCUAAGUCACCACCACAACCGUGGCCGAAAACUAUGCAGCCGUGGCAACGCGUACACAUUGAUUAUGCGGGGCCGCUUGAAGGUGACUACUUCCUGUUGAUCGUUGACUCCUUCUCGAAGUGGGUUGAGAUUGUGCGAACCAAAACUAUAACUUCAUCAGCAACGAUUUGUAUUCUACGAAGCAUAUUCGCACGUUUUGGAAUGCCGAAUACGUUAGUCAGCGAUAAUGGUGUGCAGUUCAAGAGCGCCGAGUUUGCUAUUUUUUGUCUCGACAACGCAAUCGACCACAUCACCACGGCACCGUAUCACCCACAAUCUAACGGGCAGGCCGAGCGUUUCGUCGACACGUUCAAGCGAGCCAUCCGGAAAAUUCGACAGGGAGGAGAAGACAUACAGGCAGCUCUCGAUACCUUUCUGCUUACCUACCGAACCAUCCCAAAUCCCUCUACACCAAACGGUAAAGCACCAGCGGAAGUUAUUUUCGGAAGAUCAAUUCGCACAUGCUUGGAACUCUUGCGGCCUCCAGCUCCUCCAGUACAAGUGGCUAAUAAAGAUGGAAAACUACGGUCGUUUGAUAAAGGGGAUCUGGUGUAUGCCCAAAUCCAUACUAAGAACACUUGGCAAUGGGCUCCUGCUAAAGUGCUAGAAAGAAUUGGGAGCAGUAUGUACAAUGUUUGGGCUGAGAACAGACGACUAUUAAGGUGUCACAUCAACCAGUUGCGAAACCGUUCUAUCACAGUCGUUGAUCAGCAAAUUAAGCCUAGAGAAAUCCAACUUCCUUUAGAUAUUCUUUUGGCAGAAUGGAAUCUGCAGCGUCCUAAACCAAUGACACUACCUGUGAACAACUCUGCGCCUGCUACCAUUACGUCAGAAUCGCAAAACUGUUCAACCCGGAACAGUUCUAUAAUCGAGCAUCCACCGAGUAUACGCUCAGCCGUCGGUUCAAGGCAGUUGGACCCUGGAGUGGAAGUGUCGUCAUCAGUUGAAGAUCAGCAGUUGUAUUCAAAUCCACCUACCUCUAUUAGUUCCACGCCUGAAACAACAGAAUCGACUAUACAGGUACCACGGCGAUCUACGAGGAUUCGGAAACAGCCUAAGUGGUUUGAUCCCUACAAUCUCUACUAAGAGGGGAGAUGUUGGGACCCAUGGACAUCCCUACCAUUACACGUAUGAGAAGUUUCAAUUCAGCUGUGCUCACUGUUGGCAGCCGGCCCUGUCAGCAGAUGAUGCUGUAAAGCGAGUGAUUCAUUAUGGACGAUGAAAGUGAAGCGCGUGUUACCUAACGAAUAUUUUAAUCUUGUUUUAAUAAAGUCAUUUUACUGUAUUU